Molecule: messenger RNA, 873 nt
Organism: Penicillium crustosum
Lineage: Eukaryota; Fungi; Ascomycota; Eurotiomycetes; Eurotiales; Aspergillaceae
Product: SDR family oxidoreductase
Exons: 3
Coding region: 1-873 (290 amino acids)
Molecular function (GO): oxidoreductase activity
Source: RefSeq, a predicted model, not a curated record
AUGCCUCGUGUCUGGUUCAUCACUGGUUGUUCCUCCGGCUUCGGACGCCAAUUGGCAAUUACCGCUGCUAAAAACAAAGACACUGUCAUUGCCACCUCGCGCAACCCCUCCAAGCUAUCCGAUCUGGCCUCGAUCGGUGUUAUCGCGAAGAAGCUGGAUGUAUCAGCGAGCGAUGCCGAAGUUAAAGCGGUUAUCGAUGAUGUCGAGUCUACUGUUGGGCCAAUUGACAUCCUGGUAAACAAUGCGGGGUAUAUUCUGGAAGGAGGUGUGGAAGAGUGCAGCCACCAAGAAAUUAUCGAUCAAUUCGACGUUAACGUCUUCUCACAAAUCCGCGUCCUCAGAGCGGCUCUCCCCUCUAUGCGUGCCCGCAAAUCCGGCGUCGUGGUUAACUUUGGAUCAAUCGGCGGUUGGCUGGGCUCCCCGGCGGCGGGAAUGUAUUGCGCUAGCAAGGCUGCUAUCGCGAUCUACACCGAAGCCCUCCGUGAAGAACUGGCACCUUUCAAUAUCGAAGUUACUUGUGUUGAGCCUGGUUAUUUCCGUACCAACUUCCUCACCGGUGGACACAAGAUUACUGCCAAGCAUCGCAUUCCCGAGUUAGACAUUGGGACCAAGACUACCCAGGAUGCCCUCGUUGCGUACAGUCUUAACCAACCAGGUGAUCCAAUCAAGGGCGCUCAAGUUCUCUUCGAGGCUUUCACUAAGACUGGUCGCUGCGAGGGACGUAGUCUCCCUGGGAGAUUGGCCCUAGGACGGGAUUCAUUGGCCGCAAUUGGGGGGAGUAUCGCUCAGUACAUGUAUACAUAUCAAUAUACUACACACAAUGUACUGGCAUCUACAACGGCUGCGAAUCUAUUUUCUGUUGUUUAUUUGUGA